Messenger RNA from Asterias rubens (European starfish), 1141 nucleotides. RefSeq lists its product as uncharacterized. The record is from RefSeq and is a predicted model, not a curated record. Lineage: Eukaryota; Metazoa; Echinodermata; Asteroidea; Forcipulatida; Asteriidae. The transcript has a single exon. The coding region runs from base 746 to 1141 and encodes 131 amino acids.
CAAGGAGAUAUCACCGGCUCCGUACCUAAGAUGUAAAAGCACCAUGUCUAUGUUAGAUCCUUGGCCUGUGAAACUACUGCCUGUAACGGGUCAUUACUAUGGUACAAAUACAUGUAUCAGGGCAUGGACGGAGGAAAAAAAGCGGGAAGAUGUGUCGUGUUAUGCAACAUUGCCUGUGCUUAUACGUGUGUGCAGAGAGCGCAUGGUUGACUGUGAACCUUGAUUAGGCGUUUUGUGUAUACAGCAGAUUGCAAUGGAUACGGUCUGGGGAAGCCACGCUGCCUGCUAGCCAUUAUUGGACCUCGUGAUUGUUUGGUCUUUUACCGAGUAGUUUUUAGUCUGGUUCAUGUGUGACCUUGCCUUGACUUUGUUAUCCGUUGACCCAAUGCGAAGAAGCCGAGCUGCACCAACAACAUUAGAUGCUACAUUAAUUAUACAGAGAGUUCAAACAGAGUGGAGUUUUAACGGUCGAAAAAAAUUAUGUUUUAAAAGACGAGCAAACCAUUUGGCAUAGCCGCAACUGCCUUUAGUAGCAGACAAGACCUGUGCCUUCAAAAACCAUCCACAUGCAAAACAAGCGCUCAUUUGUACCGAAGCAACUAACGUUGGAUCAACUUGUUUGUAAAAGCCUGGAUCCGGGUGGUAUCCCCGUAAAAGUCCCAGAGUGGCGUCGUCAAACUCCAACCACCACCUCACUCUUCCGGCCCCACCAGCGGUCGUACGGAGGCUCAGGCCGCCCAUCACAAUGGUCAUUCUCAGAUACUUUCGUUUUAUCUGCAUCAGCGGAGUAGUCAUCGGUACUAUUUCUUUUGUCCUUGGCGUUGUGGCAAUCGGCACUGGCUCAUGGUUGCUCUCCCAGGAGUAUCGCUUUGCCGAGUCCCCUGAUACUGGUCCGGAGCCUACCUCUACGGUAGUGAGCAUGUUGAACGGUACGAUGAACGGUACGAUGAACGACACGACGACACAAGGUACGGAUUUCAUGCCGACGACGACGGACAAUACAACGGGGGAGCAAAGCACUGUUGUACCCGGUGAAACUAGCUCCCCAACGGCACCCCACAUCAUCAGCGUUAGAGCAACCAGUGGUCUCUGGCAUCUUUGUCAAUCAGAAGAAAUAGAUGGUGUUACGGGUGGUAAGUAA